AUGUCUUCCGAAGCCGUGAACUUGGGCGCAGAUCUGCGCAGGGAAGAGGUCCGUCGAGGUGGCGAUCGUUACAUUCGUGAAGUCAAAUCCCCGGAGGGGCGUACUCUUCAGGCCACUGACGACAUGUGCGGAGCGUUUCGGCGCCAUUUCGAGAACCGGUUUACCAAGGAGCCUGGUCUCCAGUUAAAGAUUUUGGCCAAGAUCCUGCAGGAGCGUUUGCAGUCAGUUGCCAAGUCUCUGUUGGGACCUGAGCAGACUUGUUCUGUGAGGGGCCGAACAAUUCAGAGCAACCUGCAUCUGAUCCGCACGAUCAUAGAGGGUGUAAAAGACGACGAAGAAGCCGCGCUGAUCAAUUUGGAUCAGUCCAAGGCAUUUGAUAGGAUCGACCAUCGCUACCUUGCUGCUGUCCUGCAGGCCGCUGGAUUCGCACCCAACUUCUGCCGCUGGAUUAGCCUCCUGUAUCGCUCCCCCAGUGCGGUGGAACAGGUGAACGGAAGGUUGUCGGACGCGUUCGUGCUGUUUAGGUCGGUUCGUCAGGGUUGUCCGCUGUCGCCUCUCCUUUAUGCUUUGGCGUUGGAGCCUCUACUUCGCCGGCUGAAGGACGAGACCGGCAGUCCGGCCCUACGGGGAAUUGCCGUUCCUGGAGGGUCUCGAGCCAGGGUUUCCGCGUACGCCGAUGACGUAUCUGCUGUUGUGUCCGCAACGACAUUGAGGCGGUACAGAAGGCGAUUGAUCGGUACGAGAAGACCCGCAAGAAGGCGCUCGAACGCUCGCUAUCCUCCAUUUUAUGGAGGUGACGCGGGAACCGGGUCGACAGACGAGUCUGCACUAAACGUCCGUGUCAUGGGGGACUGGGAAUGCCGCACCUGCCGAGUCACAUCCGUGCCUCUAGCGUCGGAUUACCUCAGUAACCCUGAGUUUUCGCUAAGCUGGCGAUUGGCUCGGAAUCGGCUGCCUCUCAACGACAAGGCUUUCAUAUGGGGCUUGGCGGAUUUGCCAGACUGUGAACGGUGUGGCCUUGGCUUAGAAGAAACGGCUGCGCACGCCUUCUACCAUUGCCCUCAGGUCCGCCCCUUAUGGGACCAUGUCGGCGAGCUGACGGCUCGUCUCGCUCCUGAACAGCUUGUGUCCAUUGAUCGCGCAUACGCGUGUGACAAUGUGUCGCCCCCGUAUUCCGGGAUGAAACGGAUGGUGUUUCUGACGCUGAUGGCCACGGCUCGAAUGGUGAUUUGGACGACGCGAAAGGAGGAAAUCUUGCGAGGCAAUCGUCUUCCUCAUUCGGAUCUAAAUCGAUUCUUUGAGCAUCAGCUCAAGAUGAAGAUUAGAUCGGAUAGAAAACGAUUGCAUUCGACAGUCUCUAGCGAAAGGUGGGUAAAAGAAGCGAGCUUGCUUCGUGUGAACGGGGCUAGCCUUGAUUUUCUCUUCUAG
Acanthosepion pharaonis is the source of this 1428-nucleotide messenger RNA. The record is from the annotation of a GenBank genome assembly. NCBI's taxonomy places the organism in Eukaryota, Metazoa, Mollusca, Cephalopoda, Sepiida, Sepiidae.